Molecule: messenger RNA, 265 nt
Organism: Closterium sp. NIES-67
Lineage: Eukaryota; Viridiplantae; Streptophyta; Zygnematophyceae; Desmidiales; Closteriaceae
Source: the annotation of a GenBank genome assembly
CUUUCUCACCUUUUGUACAGCAGCCGCAGUCGCAGCAGUUUCAGAAUCCCUUCUAUAUUUUCGGUCGUUCCCCUGCUCAGCAACAACAGCAGCAUCAUCAGUAGCCACAACAAUUCCAACAGCAACAGCAACAACAGCAACAACAACAACAACAACAACAACAACAACAACAACAACAGCAACAACAGCAACAGCCCGGUAUUAUUUUUCAGCCUCCAAAUUUACUUAACAACACACUGAUAAAAACCACUAUACCUUUUAACAG